Molecule: messenger RNA, 612 nt
Organism: Salvia splendens (bonfire salvia)
Lineage: Eukaryota; Viridiplantae; Streptophyta; Magnoliopsida; Lamiales; Lamiaceae
Exons: 1
Coding region: 1-612 (203 amino acids)
Source: RefSeq, a predicted model, not a curated record
AUGAAGAUGGGCAAAACAGAAAAUGUGACUGGAGUGAUCCAACCUAGUGACCUUCCACCCAAGAAAGCUGACCCAGGGGCGUUUACGCUUCCAAUCUCCAUCAGAGACGUUCUAAUGGAGCAAGCAAUGUGCGACCUGGGUGCUUCCAUCAAUGUUAUGCCAUAUUCUAUGUAUGAAAAGCUGGGGGAAGCAAAGCUAGUCGAAACCGAUAUGGAGAUACAGCUAGCAGACGGGUCUUGCAGUUACCCCGAGGGAAUUCUAGAGAAUGAAAUCGUCAAAGUGAACAAAUUUGUGUACCUCGCUGACUUCUUUGUCAUAAAGAUGACGGAGCCAGGAGCGGAGGAGUCCGUUGGAAUUCGCUUGGGAAGACCUUUCCUAUCUACCACCAGCGCAGUCAUUGAUGUCCGCCAUGGUACGAUGAAUCUAGAGUUUAAUGGAGAACGACUUACAGUUGACAUUAAUGAAGCUUCAAGGAAGCCACGGGACAGCGGGAGCAUACAAUCGGUAGAUACCGCCAGGCCUUUGGAACAAACUUCAUUAAGCCAUCCUUUUAUUCCACUGAUAAUGAAAAGCUUAAGGGGGAAGCAACUGACUGGUUCGAAGCAACGAUGA